This is a messenger RNA of Dermacentor albipictus, 3230 nucleotides long. RefSeq lists its product as uncharacterized. NCBI's taxonomy places the organism in Eukaryota, Metazoa, Arthropoda, Arachnida, Ixodida, Ixodidae. The record is from RefSeq and is a predicted model, not a curated record.
CGCAACCGGGCGCUUAUCGAGCCGGCCGUCCAGUUUAGCUUCAGACCUCGACGGUGCCCCUGACACGGGCGACCAGCGCCGCGAAGAACCGUUUCCGGACAGUGUCGGCGCCCGUGGAUGCGAUGUACCACAGCGCCGAGCACGUGUCCACCAUCAGCGCCCGCUACGGCAAGCCAGAGAGCGAGCCCCUGUACCAAGCUGUCGUUCUCCACCCUAGAAAGGCGGAAAAGGUUCACUCGUCACGUUCCUUGCCCGGCAGAUCUGCAGACUUUAUUGCCAGUCACGGCUUUUCUCCGCCGCACCGAAGGAGCCACGAGAAUGUCUCCAGCACCGACAGCUCAAAUGUCCACGUACAGAUAUCGGACAUUGCCGGCGACGAAGAUAUUGUAGCAAUAACGUACUUUCUGAAGAUAUGCAAGUCAACUAUAUUGAAGCCAUACUCCAUCAUUCUGCAAUUGGUAUCAUGGCGUAAAUUUCGCAAAGACAACCCUACGCGUCACCACCUGUCAUGGAGGAUCAUGAAUGUCCUGUACCCAGCGAUUGUCCUGAUGCUGCUGCUUUUUUACGCGGCUCUUCAGGGACUGGCCUGCCCUGGACGUCUAGAAUUCAAAACAAUGCAAGCCACAGCUCUGCGGAACUCAACAACAAUCGUCCCAAAGAACGUGACCGGGAACGUGACCGUGAACGUGACCCCUGACUACUACUGGGAUGAUUAUUACGACUACACUACUACGCAGCGUUACGAGGUGCAGUCUCUGGGCGACCUGCCGCUGUGUCAGCACAGGCUCACGCUGUACAUCCUGCCCAGCCUGCUGCAGGUGAUCGCCUUCCUAUACGGCUCCUACAUGUUCCGGAUCAUCGGGGUUGACGAGGAACUGUACGCCAUCAUGGAGAAGGUUUUUCUGCAGUCGUCGGCGUACUUCACGGAGCGGAUCAUCAUAACAAUUACAAGGAGGUUCCUACUGGCGGGCAUAGUGUGGACGGUUAUGCAGACAGCGGUGCAAAUACUUUACAACUUGGCCGUGGAAACAGAAGAGCAGCUUGUGGAGAGAGCUUUUUCAAAAUUAGCAGAGUGGAAGACGAUGGUGCUGAUCACAAUUCGAAUCCUGGGUCAGCUGGCGAUGACCCUUGUGGAGAUGGCUGUGGUGCUCAACUACUGCACCCAGUGCGAGAUGAUCAUCAUCUACCUGCGCGGGGUAGCGCUGAGGCUGCGAGAGAAGCGCAUCACCAUCCGCGAGGGAAUGCACGAGCUUUUGGCAAGUAACGACUACAUCAGCCACCUAAACCGCAAUCUUGGAAAAGUCACUGCUCUCUUCAUCAUCAACUUCUCAAUUCAUGCGCUUAUUGGUAUUUUCUUAUUUCUUCUCAACAACGACAAGACACGUGCCGUGCUGGCCUACAGGGCAGCUUACCCGGUAGUGUGGAUAAUCGCCAUGUUCGCUUCCAUGUAUCAGGCCUCCCGCGUGACGGCUGUGGGGUUGAAAAUCUCAAAGAUCAGCAUAGAGUCCAGAGUCUUCGGCUACCAGGACGUGCAAGACUUCGAUCUCGACUCUUUCGUUCUCUUCGUCGGGAACAUGAAACUCAGGGCCAAGAUGUUCGGAAGGGCGAUAUGGCCGUCCACUCUGCUAUUCUUCUUCGGCGGUACGGCGCUGGUCGUGUACCUGCUGGUCAUCUGCGAUGUACUCACCAACCCAGUCAUGGGUUCCUUCCUCUGAGCUCGCCAGGCUGCCAAGCUCUCUUAUUUAACUCAACGGACGGACGCGCGAAUAAACUCACCGGCGCCAUCGAGGUCGCGGCUCUGCUGUCCGGCGUAUGCUUCGCUGUCGUACGAGCAAUUGUGUGCAGUAGCGUAUUUUACGACUCAUGCCGCUCACAACCGAUAUGCUUAUGCCUAUCAAGAAAGUCAACAACACGCGUGUACCGCACAAGUACGCAUGAUGCUUGGUUAGCUUAGCUGCGAAAAGAUAGAAAAGCCACGAAAAUGACGCUUUCUGUUUCGCUUAUUCAGCUCGAAAUAUGACCAGGCUUUUUUUCUUUUUUUCGCAUGAGCAGGCGCAGUAGCGUCCUAGCUUAGCGGCUGCACAGAAACAAAGACGUAUAUACGCUAUUGAGCAGACGAAGCUCUUAACAGCCAGCAAAAUGACCCAGAGUAUAAUUGUGAAACGCGGUGCAACCAGUACCAAUAUUUGCAGAUAGAGGGAAAGUGACCAGGUUUAGGUUGCUCCAAUAUAAUGUAAUUUUCUGACCAUGAGAUCGAAACGUCUUUUGCGCAACUCCUUAAAGGGCCCCUCGCCAGGUUUGGGCAUUGCAAACAGAUAAGCGCGGGGAGCAGACGCCGCGGUGACGAUCACUUCUGCAGAGUAUGACACCGAUGUAUACGCCGCGAUGCAUACAGCGGGAAAUUCAAGCAAGAGUUUGCGCGCCGUAUAGUCUCAUACUCGAGGCGCUUUUGCGUCACGUCCAUUGCGCAUGCAGAGCGUGAAUAGCCAGCAGCAGCGCGAACAGCUCGUGGAUUCCCGUGGAACGCAGACCAUGCUAAGCUGCCUCUGGAAGUGUGCCGCGCAGAAAGAAGGGAGACGAAAGAAAAGAAGCGGGGUUCGUGACGCAUGAGGGGGAGGUGGGUCCCGCUGUGGGGGAAAACAGGAGAGUAAUGUCGCUGGCUGCUGGUCGAGGCAAUGGGAGAGAGACAGCUUCUGCUGCGGGGAAGAUAGCUGGCGUCCUCGUGCAACGUAUUUCACUUGCUUUUAUCCCGACUUCUACCGAACCAUUUUUAAACGUUCUUGCGCUAGAACGCUCCCUGGACGGCGCCUUCACUGCUUCGUGUACAACCAAGUUUCCGACAGGACCUGGUGAAAGAUCCUUUAGGAACAAUUCUCAAAAGUUGCGCGCAGUACUGAGCCCUGUUUCGAACGCACUGCUGAGCUUGGUAUUGCUCUAUCAAUAUCUAUGUUUCCUGUACCUGAUGGCAAGUUGAUGCUAGUAGGCGCUGCCAAAGGAUCUCACAGCGCAUAGGCACCUGAUCUCGUGUUUUCGGUAUCUUUUCUCCGUCCUUGUGUAUUCGACUGCAUGCUAUAUUUAAUCUUUGUUGUUUUGUUGAGAGAUUGAAAUAGGCCUUGCUCUGUUUGAUUUUUUUUUUUUUGCCCUAUGUUUGAAAGGAAGCCUUAUUUGUUGCACUGUACUCUCCUGCUUGGAUUUACAAUACCGAAUAAAUCAAAAGUUAUUGGGGUAAA